GACCCGGCCGCGAUCCGCGCCGAGAUCCUGCCGGCCUGCCCCGGCGCCACGGAAAUCGGCGACCGGCGCGCGGCCAUUCAUUUUGCGCUUGCCCGGCUCGACGCCGGCGAUGUGUUGGUGAUUGCCGGAAAAGGCCACGAAACCGGCCAGAUCGUCGGCGACACCGUCCUGCCGUUCGACGAUCGCGAGGAGGCGAUCGCCGCGACCGGCGGCAGCGGCCCCGCCGGCUGGCGGGCCAACGGCGUGUCGAUCGACAGCCGCACGGUCCAGGCCGGCGACCUCUUCGUGGCGCUGGAGGGGCCGACCUUCGACGGCCACGACUUCGUGGCCGACGCCCUGGCCAAGGGAGCGGCCGCGGCCGUGGUGCACCGCCGGCCGAGCGGGGAGCUCGCCGGGGCGGCCCCGCUGCUGUCGGUCGACGACACCCUGGAGGCGUUGCGCGCCCUCGCCCGCGCCGCCCGGCAGCGCAGCCGGGCGCGGGUCUGCGCCGUCACCGGCUCGUCGGGCAAGACCUCGACCAAGGAGGCGCUGCGGGCCUGCCUCGCCGCCCAGGGCGAGACCUUCGCCAGCGCCGCCAGCCUCAACAACCACUGGGGCGUGCCGCUGUCGCUGGCGCGGCUGCCGCGCAGCGCCGCCUUCGGCGUCUUCGAGCUGGGCAUGAACCACGCCGGCGAGAUCGCGCCGCUGUCCGAGCUGGUCCGCCCCGACGUGGCGGUGAUCACCACCAUCGGCCUGGCCCAUAUCGAGUUCUUCGACAGCCAGGCGGGGAUCGCCGACGCCAAGAGCGAGAUCUUCGCCGGCAUGGGGCCCGAGGGCACCGCC
Messenger RNA from Symbiodinium necroappetens, 822 nucleotides. Lineage: Eukaryota; Dinophyceae; Suessiales; Symbiodiniaceae. The record is from the annotation of a GenBank genome assembly.